Messenger RNA from Letharia columbiana, 1605 nucleotides. RefSeq lists its product as uncharacterized. Gene Ontology annotation, molecular function: A2-type glycerophospholipase activity. NCBI's taxonomy places the organism in Eukaryota, Fungi, Ascomycota, Lecanoromycetes, Lecanorales, Parmeliaceae. The transcript has 2 exons. The record is from RefSeq and is a predicted model, not a curated record. Gene Ontology annotation, cellular component: intracellular membrane-bounded organelle; cytosol. Gene Ontology annotation, biological process: glycerophospholipid catabolic process. The coding region runs from base 1 to 1605 and encodes 534 amino acids.
AUGCGUCUCUUACCUUCCCUUAUUCUCGCCUUUGGCAUUUCUUCCUCCGUACAAGCAGCGCUAUCUGGAUAUGCUCCUGUUCCAGCAACCUGUCCCAGUACCCCCUUGGUUCGCACUGCAACAGGCAUCUCCGCCUCUGAGUCAUCAUACAUUUCAUCUCGCGCCCCAGUUGCGUCCGCAGCGCUUGGUGCAUGGCUCACAAAGGUGAACUCGGCGUUCUGCACAGCAAAUCUGCCAGCAGUAGCCCUCACCACCAGCGGAGGUGGACUGCGCUCUCUCCUCACGGGUGCCGGCGUUAUCCAAGCUUUGGACUCACGGGAUAGUAAUGCUGGCACAAGUGGUCUCUACCAGGGGCUUACCUACCAGGCCGGUCUUUCCGGGGGAGGGUGGCUCCUGUCAUCUUUCGCUGGUAACAAUUACCCUACCAUCUCAAACCUAGAAACUACCCUUUGGACGACUGCGUUUGCCGACAGCCUUCUCGUGCCAGAGAACUUGGAGGCUGGAGGUGCUUAUGCUCAGACCUCAGCCGACGUUGUUGCCAAGAACGCAGCUGGCUACCCGCCUACUAUUGUCGAUGUGUACGGAAGACUCUUGGCAUACCAACUUCUGAAGGGUACCGAUGGGGGCGUUGCCAUUGAACUGUCGUCCAUCACUGGCUUCUCCAACUUUACCGACCACAAUGUGCCAUUCCCAAUCAUCACCAGCUUGAAUGUCGAGACAGCCACUGGAGUCUGCACUCCUCCAAACAACACAGUCAUCUUCGAGUUCUCGCCAUACGAGUUUGGAAGCUUCGAUUCCGGCAUCAACGCUUUUACGCAGACGAAGUAUCUCGGAACAUCCCUCUCGAAUGGUUCUCCCACCAAUACAACCUGCGAGACCAACUACGACAACCUUGGAUACAUUCUCGGCACCUCCUCCGACAUCUUCAACGAACUCUGCACCACAUUCCCCCUUGUCGCCGACGUCCCCGGCAUCCUCGCCAACAUUUCCGCCAUCGUAGCACAGACCCACGACCUGACAUUUAUGGAUGAAUACGCGACCUACCCCAACCCCUUUUAUAAGUACACCCACUCCACCCUCGUGCAGGCCCAACCCGAACUUACCCUCGUCGACGGCGGCGAAUCCCACCAAAACAACCCCCUCUUCCCCCUCCUCGAGCCCGCCCGCAGCGUCGGCGUCAUCCUGGUAAACGACAACUCCGCGGACACCAGCGGCAAUUUCCCGGACGGUAGCGAACUCUACCAAACGUACACGCAAGCGCAACUCGCGGGCCUGACCAAGAUGCCCGUCAUACCGCCCGCGGCAACGUUCCUCGGCGAAGGCUUGAACCAAAAGCCCACGUUCUUCGGAUGCAACGACGCGAGCAAGAUCACAAUUGUGUAUCUGCCGAACUACAAUUACACCUUCCCCAGCGGCGAAAGUACGGCGAAGCUGGAGUAUUCUCCUUCCGAGACGAGUGGCAUGAUUGCGAACGGAGGCGAGGUGGCGACGAUGGGGGGAAACGCGACGUUUCCUACGUGCUUGGCUUGUGCGAUUGUGAAGAAGACGGGAGAUGCGCUGCCGGCUGCUUGUACGAGCUGCUUCAGUACGUUUUGCUAUAAUUGA